This is a messenger RNA of Sorghum bicolor (sorghum), 1490 nucleotides long. RefSeq names its product UPF0553 protein. NCBI's taxonomy places the organism in Eukaryota, Viridiplantae, Streptophyta, Magnoliopsida, Poales, Poaceae. The transcript is spliced from 7 exons. The coding region runs from base 168 to 1088 and encodes 306 amino acids. The record is from RefSeq and is a predicted model, not a curated record.
CACGCGCACCGCGCCGGCAUCGCGGUCACGGGCACCCCUCUCGCCUUCACCCUCUCCUCGCCCUCGCCCCACCCCGCAGCCCCUCCUCCCCUUCCCCCUACCGGCCAUUGCCUAGGAGUCUAGGACAGGACCACCUGGUGCGCAAACCUUAUCCGAAUCGCCGUCGCAUGGAGGCCGUGCGCGCGUCGGCGGCGUGGGUCGCCAGUCGCUCCUCCCAUGUCACGGUUGACCUGCAAGAAAUUGAGAAGGUAGUGGACCAAAUCAAGGGAGAUGUUCCAAAAGUUGAGUGGGAUUUCGAAGGAAUCCACUACUUUGACAAUGGGCCACUUACAGUCCAGUACCUUUUCGUCUUGGAUGCACUUAACUUCUGCUUCUGGCCAGAUAAGGACUUGAGCUAUGACCAUUUGGCUUCUGGACUGAAGUUAGCCUUGGAGAAAGACAAAAAUGCCCUUGAUUCAGAUCGUCUUCAGAAUUACACUGGCCCCCAGCUCCGCCAACUUCUGAACUGGCCACGACCACUGCCAAUUGAGGAGGAAAGAGUACGCCUUCUCCAUGAGGUUGGACUGGAACUGGAAAGAAGCUUUGGAGGCCAGGCUGCUAGUCUAGUGAAGUCUGCUGGAAACUCUGCUGCAACUCUUAUCGAACUGAUUACUCGACAUUUUCCUGGUUUCCGGGAUCAUUCCCUUUACAAGGGACACCAGGUUUUUUUGUACAAGAGAGCUCAGAUCUUUGUUGCUGAUUUGUGGGGCGCCUUCAAGGGACAAAACUAUGGCGAGUUCCACGACAUCAAUUCCAUCACCAUAUUUGCUGACUACAUUGUUCCAGCCGUGCUGAGGGAGCUUGGCAUACUCAAAUAUGGCUCGAAUCUAUCUUGCUCGAUCGAUUCGAAUAGUGAGAUAGUGCCUGGAAGCGAGGAGGAAGUGGAGAUACGCGCGUGCUCCAUCUAUGCAGUGGAGAAGAUGAGGGAUCUGAUUGGCAAAAAGUUUGGAAAGCAGCUUCUGAGCAUUGACAUUGAUCUCUGGCUCUGGUCCUGCGGCGUGCAGAACAUGGCGCUGUCACAUCACCGCACCCUGUCGAUUUACUACUAGACAGUCAGGCAGGCAGCCGCAACCUCGGUCCCUGACCGGCUGACCCUGCUGGUGCGCGUAUUCAGCUGGCCAAGCGUUGUCGUGGCUUGUUCGUCUUAAGCAUAACCGGGUAUAGGUGUCCAGAGUUUUGUCUCCUUGGCAGUGCACAAAAGUGCAAGGUAUUGUAGGUCCGUCGCAUGAGGAUGCAUGGUGUGAUUUUGAGACUUGAACAGCUGCAGUUUUCACAUGAAUUUUAUCCGUAGGGACAAGGGAGUGAAUGUUUGUUAUCUCCAGGAUUGAUCUUGUUCGAUGCGUUUCCUUUAUACUGUAGAACGGCUUUCAGUUACCGCUCCAACUCUUGCUGAAUUUGAGUAUAAGCCCACUACAAGCAAUAUAGUAUACACUUUUUUGAGUGUUUCAAAA